Prorocentrum cordatum is the source of this 803-nucleotide messenger RNA. The record is from the annotation of a GenBank genome assembly. NCBI's taxonomy places the organism in Eukaryota, Dinophyceae, Prorocentrales, Prorocentraceae.
AGCCAUUCUGGCUGAAUAUAUUUUUCUCGGCAUUUCGUGACAGAUACUUCUUUCGAUAGAUGGCGCCGAAAGGCGUUGGAUCGAAGCAGAAAGCUGCCAGAGCAGCUCCCAAGGCGACCGCCAAGAAACCUCCCAAGCCAGCUCCGAAGAAGGUUGCCAAACCAACUCAGGACGAUGACGAAUCGCUGCCUGAAGUGAACCCGAAGAGCCAGGAUGCCAGGAUGAAAGCCAAGACGGAGCUGGACGCUAAGAUCCUCGAGUUUCAGAGGCAGGCCAGCAACUGCAAGGAGCAAGACCCGAACUUGUUCAAGAAAAUAUUCACCAAAUCGGAGCUCAGCGCGUUGUGGGGCCGCCUCAAAGAGGCACGUAAGAAAGAGAGUAUGUCGGUGCAGGAAGCGUGGGACACUUUGUGCUCGCUCAAAGUUGGAGCUAACCAGAAAAAGAAUGACAUUCUCACGGAGUUCUUGCUCGGUAAGCCGUGGCAGUCCAGGCUCAUCACAGUUGUUCGUGAGCACGCAAAGAAGGAGACGUUCGAGAACAAGCAAAUCCCGUUGAGCAGGGGUGAACUGCAGCAGAAACUUGGAUACGAGGAGGCCGAGAGGAAGAUCGCUGCAGGUAAAUUCGAGGAAGUUGAGGACUCCGACGGGGAGAUCCUCUACAUCAAGAAGGAGAAGAGCUUCACCCAGGCAGCCAGCUCCGCUACCAAGGUGUCAGACACCAGGGCUGCCACGUGGAACGUAAUUACCAACGCAAAAAAAAAACGAAAACGUUUGAGCCAACACGUUUCAAAAUUUUCAACUUGA